AUGCCAGUGCUGUCGACCACCACAUACUACUCGGGCUACCCCUCCAACUCGUCGCUAUCACGCAAUGGGUCGUCCACCAGCUCUACCUUCUCGUCGCUCCGACCGUAUUCGGCCUCAAGUCUCAGUCAAAAGAGUCUUUCCUCAGUCAAGAGUAGAUCCUCUUACGACCUGACGGCAUACCGGCCCUCAAACUAUUUAAGCACUCACUCGACGUCCACAUCGUAUAAGUCACCCUCCAGUCUGCUCUCAACCAAUACCUCAACUUAUAGUUCGAGUCGCUAUUCGACUGGACUUUCAUCGUCGCCCUCAUCGGUCACACUCACCCGUUAUAAUCAAAGGCGAUCGAGUCUGGACUACACGGAACCAGACAUCCCCUCCAAGAUAUCUACACCAGUGGCCGGUUUAACUAAUUUAGGCAAUACAUGUUAUAUGAACUCGGUACUCCAAGCACUUUUUGCCACUAAGAGUUUAAGAGAUUACAUUACUAAUGGCUACGAGUCUUCAGGAGGAACACUGUUUUCUGGUUUGUGCCGUCUAUUCAAAGAAAUGUCAGCUAAUGCUCGGACUGGUUAUGUUAAUCCCUCAUCAUUCAGACAAAUGUUUAUCAGCUAUCAGCCAAAAUUCAGAGGAUAUGAUCAACACGAUGCUCAAGAGUUCUUGAGAUAUCUGAUUAACGGAUUACACGAUGAGGUGAACAAAGCAAAAAAGAGACCAAAGACUAAGCUCAUUGAACCAAAUACAUCACAAGAGGCGUGGAAUCAAUAUAAAGGAGUUAUAGACGACUCGCGUCUCAUUGACUUAUUUGUGGGACAGUUCUCAUCAGUCAUUAAGUGCACCGAAUGUCAUAACACCAGCAGUUGUUGGGAUCCAUUCUUCGACCUCUCACUACCUGUCUCUCGGUACGGGUUUGCUGUCCAUUACUAUCCAUUACGCUAUUAUAAUCUGAAAAAGUUCGCAAACGAUGGCUUCAAGCUCUCGAGUCAAGACAUUAGUGUGAAUGCGAACAUCACUAUCGAUGGCAAGACAUACCACUUGUACGCCUGUGUCUGCCAUCACGGAUACUCAUCGCGCAGUGGCCACUACACUGCGUACUGUCAAUACGAUAACAAGUGGUUUCAUUUGAAUGAUGAGAGAGUGAAGGACGUGUCGGACACUUUCAAUCCCACUAAACUGACCGACGCUUAUACUACCGGUAGAGUUCGCUGUGGAGGGGCUGUGAGGCUGUGCGUGUCGUACUACGACCCGGUGUGCAGCGCAUGCGCACCCACUGUAGUGCUCACUGAAGGCAUUGCCACACAACGGUUCGAGAGGCGUCCGGAAGGCACUUAUCAGAGACUCAGAGGUCAAGAUUUGGACCUUCCGUGUGUUGUUCGGCAUUUGCAGGGAGAAUGUCUUUGGCUCAAGAACAAUAAAGUCCAGACCAGUAUUGCCAGCAAAUACAAGUUUGAUAGACAACCCUCUAAUGGCGAUUGUUCCCUUCGUAUCUUCAAUUUGGACACAGCUCUAGAUGAGGGCGAAUGGCAGUGUCAGGUCACCCAACCAUCACUCACUGUAAUGGGUCUGAGCUCAGAGCCCGUCAAAGUGGUUGUUCUCGUGGCUCCCAGUCCCCCCUUCUUGCAGAAAGUGGAAUCAAAUCGUCUGAAUUUGUUGUCCGACAGAAGCAAUGAAGUCGAGUGUAUCUCUCAAAACGGAAAUCCUGCGCCUCGUAUGGAGUGGUAUAUUGACGGUGAAAAUGUGACAACACAUUCGCGAACUAACAUCGAUUCAGUCACUGGCGACUCCCCUAAAGUGACAUCUGUUUUGAGUUAUAUCUUCAAACGAAUGCAUCGCAACUCGACGUUAAGCUGUCUAUCCAUCCAUCAAACGGUGUCUCAAAACACUUCGGCCCGCAUUAAUGUGUUGUACGCGCCACAAGUGACUGUCCCUCAGAAGAUCUACACUAUAAAUGAAGGCAACAGUUUGCGUGUCGAUUGUCUCGUCGACUCCAACCCUCCAACGAACGCCGUUUGGAAAGCUUUAGAUCCGAACCAUCAAUUCCGGACUGAAUACCGCUCCAACUCUCUGAUCAUUGAUAGUGUGACUAAACGUAUGGAUAGAGCGGUGUUUGAGUGCAGCGCUCGCAACGAAUACGGCGCCUCCAAUGAGGAACAGAUCACUUUAGAUGUCUUAUUCGAGCCGACACUUGUGAGCUCCUCAGACCCGCAACAGUCCGUUGAAUUGGGAGAAUCGCUUCGACUGUUUUGCAAUUAUGAGGGCAAUCCCAGACCCAAAAUCAUGUGGUUUCACAUCAAUCCCAUCACAGAUCAGGUCCGAAAUCGUCCCAAUGAUGAGAACAAUGCCAACGAAUUAGUCAUUUCUAACGCCACUUAUCACGACGAGGGUCAUUAUUAUUGCGAAGCAUUAAAUCACAACAGAAUUACAAACAAAGAGUUAAUCGUCAGAAGCGCUAAAAUAAUUGUCGAUAUUAUGGGCCGACCGGCGAUCAUCCAAAAGAAGAACACAGCGUAUGGCUAUAGUGGCAAAGACACUGAUGUGGAGCAGGCCUUCUGCAGUGAUCCCACGCCCUCACAGGUCUACUGGCAAUACGGCUCUAUGAGAGUCGAUAUCAAAAAUGAUGGACAACACGAUAGAAAUCAUUUGAUUCCCGAGAAUAAUAUUUCCAAAUCGAUGAGACAUAAGGCCCGACCCCUGAUCGCAAUGGACAAACACAGCUCUUGGCCUAAACCCACCUGUUUUAAGGCUAUCCUUUCCAUUGCAAACACAGAUCUUAGUGACGAAAGAGAUUACACACUGUUUGUCGAGAAUUCUAGAGGAGUCACACAGAGUAUCAUUAAAUUAAAGGUGAACUCUCCGGUCUCAGCGGCGAUAAUGAUUACAAUUGGAUUAAUAGUGUUAAUAAUGCUUUUGGCGUUAACUUUGGUAACGAUGUUAGUAAUAAAGCGCCGAAAACUGGCCAAAGAGAAGGCCGACGACGAGAGCAAAGCCGAGGCUCGAGCGCCCAUCAAAUCAGAUACCGAUAAACCCGAGAAAGAACCCGAAAAAGGGAAGGUAGAGAAUCACGAAUUAGUUUACGCCAACUUAGACUUCGUAAAACCAGACACUAAGCCAUCCAAAGCCAAACCUCAGGCCCAACAGCGCCAACACAAGACCAAUGGCGGCAAUUCGGGCACAGAAUACGCACAAAUCACUUUCACCAAUAAGGCUGACCUCUGAUCAUCCAAGUGAUUGCGAUUUGUUUGGCAACAGUUUCAUACAGUCUUAGAUACAGAGUUCUAUACAAUACAUAUUUUUACCAUAUAUUAUGAUACGAGUCGACUCUUUUGGUCAACUAGUGGUCGAUUAUCUCCUUCCGAACUGAUGUGUCAAUUGUGAUAAAAGAGAGUAUUUUUGCAAUAAUUCACACAUACUUUGUAUCACUUAAUCGACAAAAUGCUUAAACCAUUCAUCAAUUCAUUAAAUCUGUCAUCAAAUAUAUUUUUCUUAACAUAAUUACCACAUCCCUUGUCUCACAAUUAACUCAAAGAAUAACAGUCGGGACUCGAAGUGGGAACAGAUGUUCACUGAUAUAGUGGUCAUUGCCUUCAAAUCUUCGUUACGUUUAAUCAUUACUUUUAUUCACGU
Messenger RNA from Oppiella nova, 3621 nucleotides. The record is from the annotation of a GenBank genome assembly. NCBI's taxonomy places the organism in Eukaryota, Metazoa, Arthropoda, Arachnida, Sarcoptiformes, Oppiidae.